AUGGUUAUUAUGGCACCGACUGCGUGUGUAUCGACUGCUGAAGUAUGCACCUUCAGAAAAGACUAUAACAAUAGUCUGGACCAUCUCGGUCUUGCCAGCAGUCAUGGCGGGGACAACAAUUUGUUGCGAUCAUCGUUGACUGCCAAGGAGCUUGUUUUGGAUGUGUUGAAGAAGCGUGCGGCGGAGGUGGAUGUGGACCACUGUGGUCCUGGUGAGGAGGAUGCCUUCUACGUGGCGGAUAUGGGUGAAGUCUACCGCCAGCAUAUGCGCUGGAAGAUGAACUUGGGCCGUGUCAAGCCCUUCUAUGCUGUAAAGUGUAACCCGGACCCGGAAGUCCUUCGGCUUAUGGCCCAGCUUGGAAACGGUUUCGACUGUGCCUCCAAGUCUGAGAUCGAUAUGGCCCUUCAGACGGGCAUUGAUCCUAGCCGCAUUAUCUAUGCGCAGCCUUGCAAGACCAAGUCUUACUUGCGCUAUGCCGCCGAGGUCGGCGUCAAGCAGAUGACCUUUGACAAUGCCGAUGAGCUGUACAAGAUCAAGGCCACCUUCCCUGAGGCGGAACUCUACCUCCGCAUUUUGACCGAUGACUCGACCAGCCUGUGCCGACUGAGCAUGAAGUUCGGUGCUUCCAUGGACCAGGCUCGUCCGUUGCUUGAAUUGGCUUAUAAAUUGGACCUCAAGGUCGUCGGUGUCAGUUUCCACGUCGGAUCUGGCGCCGAGGAUCCCCGGGCUUUCCUCAAGGCCGUGCAGGAUGCACGCAUGGUCUUCGAUCACGCGGGAGAGAUCGGCCACCAACUCCAUACUCUGGAUGUUGGCGGCGGCUUCUGCCAGGAUACGUUUGAGAAGUUCGCGGGCAUUCUGGGUGAAGCCGUGGACACCUAUUUCCCGCCGAACAUUCGUGUGAUCGCCGAGCCCGGUCGCUACUAUGUAGCCACUGCCUAUACUCUGGCUGCCAACGUCAUUGCGCGGCGUGACAUUCCGGAUCCCGAUGAUACUUCUCGUGAUGCUUUCAUGUUGUACCUGAACGACGGUGUCUAUGGCAACUUUUCGAACAUCAUCUUCGAUCACCAGCACCCCGUCGCUCAGGUUCUUACCUGCGCCUCGGACGGUUCCCAGCCUGGUUCUCCGAACUCUGCGACUUCGGAGGACAUCACUUACUCCAUCUGGGGCCCUACCUGCGAUGGCAUCGAUGUUAUAACUGAGCGUAUUGCCUUGCCUGGCCUCCUGAACACCGGCGACUGGCUCUACUUCGAGGAGAUGGGAGCCUAUACCAAGUGCAGCGCUACCCGCUUCAACGGCUUCUCUGACAACCACGAGGUGAUUUAUAUCUCCAGCGAGCCUGGUGCCUCUGCUUUGCUCAACUACUAA
This is a messenger RNA of Penicillium samsonianum, 1365 nucleotides long. RefSeq names its product type III PLP-dependent enzyme. Gene Ontology annotation, molecular function: ornithine decarboxylase activity. The transcript is spliced from 2 exons. Gene Ontology annotation, cellular component: cytoplasm. Bases 1 to 1365 code for a protein of 454 amino acids. Lineage: Eukaryota; Fungi; Ascomycota; Eurotiomycetes; Eurotiales; Aspergillaceae. The record is from RefSeq and is a predicted model, not a curated record.